CAGACAAUGUUUACCAUAAACAUUGAUAAACAUGUGUGAAUGUGUGUGACUAUCCGCGCAUACAUACGUACCUAUCUUGUGUACAUAUACGCAUGCACACAACUACUGAUCACCAAUAUGGCGUCCCAAAUUCUAGCUUCGGAUGACCUGUCUAAAUCCAGUAACUCAUCUAGGGACCUUGGGGCAAACUUUAUACAAUUUAGGACUUUUUUUGCCGGUGAUGGCGCUUGUAAAAUUUUUUUUAUAUAGAUUUCACAUACAAAAGCUCUACAAGCGCCGCCAGUGGAGGAAAAAAGCCCUAAAUUGUAAUGCCCUGUGAAUUGGACUGCAGAUGUCCUUAAUGACUUUGAAAAAGGGAAUGAAGUGUCAGCAAUGUUUCUAGAUAUAAAAGGGGCUUAUGAUAACGUUCUUCCGGAUUUACUUAUUGAUAACUUAAAAAAUCUAGAUCUUCCAGGCAACCUUCUAUCAUUUAUAUACAAUUUAACCUCAAGCAGAAAACAUCAUGCUAAGUAUGGAGAUUUCGAAGAAGUAGGGUAGGUCUUCCCCAAGGAAGUGUACUUAGUCCAUUACUUUAUGCGUUAUAUCUGAAUAUAAAAGAAAUUAUGAAUCAUGGAUGUAAAAUUCUUGAGUUCGCAGAUGAUGUGGUAAUUUAUACUUCAAAUGAGAACACACAAAUCGGGAUAAAUAAUUUAGAAAGAGAUACAAAUAACGUAAAUAGCUAUUUGGAAACAAAGAGACUAAGCUUAGCUGCAAACAAGUGCAUCUUCAUGGUAUUUAAUAAAUGUAGUGGUCAAGGGGGUCUGUGGGACGUUAAUCUUGACAGUAAUGUAAUAACUUCUCCUAGAAUAGUAAAAUUUCUUGGUCUAUGGUUAUCUUCCAACUUUAAGUGUGAAAAACAAAUAUCUAGUAUUGAAGCAAAAUGCCAGAACCCUUUAAAAAUAUUUUUAGCGAAUUUUGUAGGCUUUUCGAUAGCAAUGGGUAACAAUGAUACACUCUAUAAAUUUAGAUCAUCCGAUAUAGCUUCUAUUUUUACAGCUGAAGCCUUGGCAAUAGGGGAAUGUCUCAAUUUAAUCGAGAGAAAAGAUCCAGGUAAUUUCAGUAUCUUUUCCGACUCUCUAAGUGUUUUAUUAACAAUUUUCAGUAAAUUAAAAAUUAACUCAACAAAAUACAUAAUGUGGUAUCUAAAAAAUAAACUCUAUCAGUUAGGAAAUGCAGGCAAAAUAGUCAAUUUAUACUGGGUACCAGCACAUAGAGGUAUUACAGGUAACGAAAAAGCAGAUUCAGGGGCCAAAGAUGCGAUACGUAAUGGUGUUGAUUCUCAGCUGUUGCUCACAAUUGCAGAUCUAAAAAGUUAUUGGAAAAAUCAAAUGUACAAAGAGUUUAAUAGCUUUUGCACUGAAACAGGUAGAGAAAAAGGAAAUUAUUAUUUCAGUCACUUGUAUGAUCCAGCCCCAUCACAGUGGUUUAAUGAGUGGCCUAUUAAUCGACGUGGGAUUUGUACAAUCAACAGACUCCGUUCUGGACAUAAUUCUUUAAAUAUAUCAUUAAAAAAAAUAAAUGUUAUUCCUUCGAGUCUAUGUGAAUGUAACAAAAAAGAUGAAACUCUAGAUCACGUUUUAUGGUCUUGUGAACUACACAAGAAACAGAGAGAAAAGCUGAUAAAGAUUUUAACGAAAAAUGGUAAAGAACCGCUGGUUCGGGAUCAUGAAGACUAGAGACCUAGGCUAGACUAGGUCUCUAGUCUUCAUGUUCGGGAUACUCUGGGACUGCUAAAAUGUAAUAGUAGGCCUAAAACUAUGGCAUUUAGUAACUUUUUGAACACGAUAUCCAAAAAAAUUUAAUCAAGAAAAUUGAGUAUCGUUUAUAUUUCUUAUAGUCUUAUGCUUAUACAGAUAUAUUUUAAUGUUAUGAACCUAGAAAUAUUUUAUUGUUAGUGUUGUGCCAUAUACUUUGUACCUUCAAAGAGAGCAAAUAACAAUCAAAACAAAGACUUAACUAAAUUAGUUUAAAGUACUAAAGUAAGAAGUUCAGAAGACAUAUUUGACUGUAAGCAAAAGUAUUCGUAUUUAAAUACCUAUAUUUAUCUAUUUAAGUUUUAUGAUGUUUUUAUAUUUUAUAAAAAAAAGAGAAGAAAAAGGAAAAUGUUAACGUUCAGUUAGAAUAUCAGAUCUAAAUAAUAGUUAACUGAAUAUACAAUCAUAUUAUGAUAGAAUAUGAUCUCAGGGUAAUUUUUCCCACAAACACAUUUUUUUGCACCUUGUAAGAAAACCUUUAUAAAGAUACUUCACUGGAAGUGUAAAGACUCCUUCAUAAACGAAUUAUACUAUAGUGUAAAGAGGGCUGGA
Molecule: messenger RNA, 2345 nt
Organism: Aphidius gifuensis
Lineage: Eukaryota; Metazoa; Arthropoda; Insecta; Hymenoptera; Braconidae
Exons: 3
Coding region: 603-1715 (370 amino acids)
Molecular function (GO): RNA-DNA hybrid ribonuclease activity; nucleic acid binding
Source: RefSeq, a predicted model, not a curated record